Molecule: messenger RNA, 474 nt
Organism: Thlaspi arvense
Lineage: Eukaryota; Viridiplantae; Streptophyta; Magnoliopsida; Brassicales; Brassicaceae
Source: the annotation of a GenBank genome assembly
AUGUGUCAAUGUUGUUUCUACAUUUCAACAGAGAAUUGGAAGAAGCGAGGGAGACAAUUAGGCGUUGCAGUGAUUGCAAGACCACCAAGACACCAAUGUGGAGAGGUGGACCAUCUGGUCCCAAGUCACUUUGCAAUGCAUGUGGGAUCAGAUUCAGGAAACAGAGACGAUCCGAGUUAUUGGGUAUUCGUAUUAUUCACAACCACAAAGCCUUCAAGAAGAUAAACCCAUCAUCAUCAUCAUCGUCAUUAUCAACAAAAGCAUUAUUAUCACCAGCAUCACUACCAUCAUCACAUGGUGGCGUGGCUUUGAAGAAACGACGAUAUCUAAAGGAGGAAGAACAAGCUGCUCUUUGUUUACUAUUAUUGUCUUGUAGCUCUGUUUUCGCCUGAGAGAAAAACAGAGUAUCUCGCCGAAAAGACAGUUUUGUCCUUUGUUUUUCAUGCCGCUCUUUGGGCCACUCUAUUUGUAUAA